GGCGGAAGAGAAACACCAAUUCUCGUAGAAGGUUGACUGAAAUUACUUCGUAAGUAAGGUCUGUGUAAAUAUUCCUUUAAGGUUCUAGCGACACUUAAACCUAAUGAAGACCUUCCUCAGUAUGGAUUUUUUGAAGAAGCAGGAAUCGAUCUAAACAAAGAAAUACCAAAUUUAGAAAUUCUAGUUUUUGCUGUUUUUCAUUCGAUAAAGCUGUAUGAAAAUUGCAAUGUUGUGCUGCGUGCGUGGGGCACCGCGAACCGAGCAGAACGAAAUCCUGGACAUCAAAAAGAUUUUAGAAGAUUUCGCCUGGAACAAUUUUAAGUCUACUCAGGGUGUAUGUGCUAAAACAUUUUUACGUCGACGAGAUUUUAUUGUCGAUGUUCCUCUGAAUUUCUACCACACAGAAGACGUCAACCAACAGCUGACUCCUCGUCAACUCAAGAAAGAACUGUCACGCUCAGGACAUGAUCACAAACAUGGCGACCAUACUUCAGACCUCAGAACUGAAUUCCGUAACAACACGGGAACAGAUCAAACGUACAAAUUCAGAUUUGAACGCACGCGUAAGGCAGGCGUGACUGUUACGUUCCAGAAAGGUUUCACAUUUGGUGGGAAAGCUCAAUUUUCUCUUGGACUUCCAGUUGCUGGAGGAAAGUUCUCUGGCGACGUAAACAUGACCUUGCAAGUCACGAAGACCGAUGCCGAGAAUUUUGAAGAUACGUUGGUGUUGGAAACUACGAGUGAUAUCUUUGUAGAGAAAAAACACAGCUAUAUCACAGGAGUGAUUUUAAAGCACAGAGAUGUAUCUUAUGACUUCACUCUGGACACAAUUAUAACUAUGCCUCUAAACAAGGCACCUGUCGCGAUUAAGAAACGCAAAGGCGGUGAGGUCGUGUCCUCAUUUUACAUCAACAAUUUAAAGGAUGUUUUCAUGAACUUUCCGAAUGUUGAAUUUAUUUCCGUACCCUCGGCUGAUGGCAAAACUCAAACAUACUCCGUAAAAAUCAGAACUUCUGGAAUCAUGGAAGGUGUGCAACUUUCCAAUCAGGAGAUUGUCCUAGACUCUAAAAAGAUUGAGAGUGAGGACAAAUCUACGUCAACCCUUGAUCUAGUUCUACCAACGACAGAUGGGGGAACAACCGCCACCUUGGGGACAACGACCAGCUCGGGAACUACGACUUCCUCGAGGACUACAACCAACACCUCGACAACCACCACCUCGGGGACAACGACCAGACCAGAGGAGGACAUUAGAUGCAAAACCACAACCGGUGCCAACAUGGGUACCAACGCAUUGGAAAAAUCAGAAGGCGCACAAAGGAAUCUAAGGGAAGACACUGGCGUCAAUGAAUUGUCACAGGUUCCUACGAUUGUUAAAACCUCUUCUGGAGCACCACGAGCAUCCCAAAUUACCAGCGAUAACGAAGCAUCACCUGAACAAGGGGUGCGUCCUAAAAGUCCACUUCCAAUGCACAAACUUGUUGCAUUCCCUCAAGGGACAAGUCCCAAGCCUCAAAGACCUAAAUCACCUAAAGUGACCUAUCUGUGAUUCGUGUAUACAAUCUCUUAAAGAUGUAUUAUAUAAGAUUUAGAUUUAAGGCAAGACACUACCUUAUAAAACACUCUGUAUAGAUUGAUCUGUCAAAUUUUGAUAUCAGCUAAAAUUGCCCAAAAUAGUUAAAAUUUGUUGAUUUUUCAAGUCGUGUCCAGCCUUUAUAUUAUAUAGUGUUAAAUAUUUAGUCAUUUGUAUAGGUAAAUCAAAUUUUUAACUUUUAACUUGCUUUUUUCCGUACUCAAUUUUUCACCCAUAUCAGGUCUUAUAAAAUCAAAUUCUCAAAAUCUAUGAGAGAUAAUGGUCUCAUCUUUGGAAUACGAUUAGUGCUAUAGCUAUUGUUUGCAAUAAGAUGAUUUUCAAAGUGUUUGUUAUACAUUUGGACAUUUUAUUGUACAAAAUCCUUUUAGUGGUGUGUUCGGCCACACCCACUUGUUUUAUGUGGGAUGCAUAAUGUUCUUUAUUAACAUUCAAAUAGUAAAAUUUAUGCCUUAUUGCACUCUUUAAUGCCUAUAUAUGUUAUUCCAAAUCACAAAUAGUUUGUUUCAAUAAAAUUGUUGAAGAUUUUGAUUUCCUAACAUAGCCACCGUGAAUAUAUAAAAAAAAUCCAAUAUGGCGACCAUUUUCAUGAAAACAAAUAAACAUUUUGCGCUCAAAUUAUCAAAUCUGAUUUGGGACAUCAUAUACUAAUAUUACACUAAAUGGCAAGUUUCUGUUAUCAAUGUAAAAUUCUUAGGUAGUGUCCUGCCUUAAAAAAAAAGCUAACAGUUUUCACUAUAAUAGUUAAAAAAUGAAAAGGGGCUAGUAUACUGAAACUUUCAGUCAAAUUACUUCACUCCGAGCGGAAUUAUGGCCGUUUGAAGAACAGUGCUGUCUCAAUUGUCAUUGCUACCGUUGUUACGAUAAUAAAGUCUCGAUUAUCCAUUUUUAAAUUAAGUUAUUAACUAGUGAUCGUGUUUAAAUCCGUUGAAAAUCAUAACCACACGAUGGUCUAGAGUGUUGGUUAUGGGCUUGGCAUGUGAAUAAAUGAUUUAUAUAAUAUUUGGGGCCAAACCAAAGAUCUGCAAUAGGAAUAUUUAGCUCUAACAUAAUGCAUCUUUAACAAGUUUGCUCAAAGCCAGUCUGAUUAAAAUCCAGAUCUAUAUUUGGUUUCUUUUUUUUAUACUUUCGUUGACUUCCAUAAAAUGAAGAUCUGGCCGGUUGUAGUGGAAGGUUGCGCAGGGGUCAUACGACAUUUGAUUAACCAAUCAGUGUUGAGUUGAUUUUUUCUAGAGGGAUACCCACAAUUCCUUGCACCAAGAAUUUGCUGUAACAGACCGUUUCAUUGGCUAAUCUCCCUCACAUCAACUAGAAUGAGGGUUAUAUAACAACUCUUCCAGAUCCUAGUGUAGUAAAGACAAGUAAAACGAAAUUUUAAACUAUAAAAAACGAAACGAAAUAGGAUCUGUGUUUUAAUCAGAUUGGCUGAAAGCUAUCUUCCCAAGACUCGUGUAGGAUGUUUCAAAUCUGUCUUAAUUAACGAGUUCGCUGAAAGCCAUCUUCCCAGGACUAAUGAUUCGUGGUGGAUGUUUGAAAUCUCUCUUAAAGACUUUAUUUUACUGAAAAGAAGAUAACGUGGCAGCUCAAUAGAUUAUGCCUACUGUUUAUUUAUCAUAUUAAAGAGAUAGACGAAAAAACAAGAAACUAGAUAUUAAUCAACAAUAUGGGUAGAUACAUAUUUAGAAUGUUGUUCUGUGUUAUCCGCGUUUGAAUUAUGACUGAUAUGGUGUUUUAGUACAGUUUUAUUGAUCUUAAACCUUCUGCUGACAGUAAAAUUGGAUGUUGAAAGACCUAAAGACAUUUUGUGUUCAAUGGUGGUAUCAGGUGUUUGGAAAAGAAUUAGCGUUUUCUGCCUCUGCCUCGUGUACGACAACUGACACAUACUGAAGACUAGCAUUAACAUUUUUUUUUUUUAGCCUACUAUUUUAUAUAUCCUUGAAAAUAUAAUCUGUAAUUUUAUGUGGAGGUUUCAAUAAAUUUGCUUUAAUCAUAA
Molecule: messenger RNA, 3584 nt
Organism: Patella vulgata (common limpet)
Lineage: Eukaryota; Metazoa; Mollusca; Gastropoda; Patellidae
Exons: 2
Coding region: 215-1549 (444 amino acids)
Source: RefSeq, a predicted model, not a curated record